Xiphias gladius (swordfish) is the source of this 3501-nucleotide messenger RNA. It is a transcript of the gene ubxn7, whose product is annotated as UBX domain protein 7. Gene Ontology annotation, biological process: proteasome-mediated ubiquitin-dependent protein catabolic process. The transcript has 11 exons. The record is from RefSeq and is a predicted model, not a curated record. Bases 23 to 1606 code for a protein of 527 amino acids. Gene Ontology annotation, molecular function: ubiquitin binding. Gene Ontology annotation, cellular component: nucleus. NCBI's taxonomy places the organism in Eukaryota, Metazoa, Chordata, Actinopteri, Istiophoriformes, Xiphiidae.
UGUUGUUGUUUGUGGCGGUAAGAUGGCGGCGCUCGGAGACACCUCAGCUCCGGGGGUGAACGGGUUAAUACAACAAUUCACAGCAAUAACAGGAGCCACAGAGAGUGUAGGGAAACAUAUGUUGGAAGCAUGCAACAACAACCUGGAGAUGGCAGUGACCAUGUUUCUGGAUGGAGGCGGGAUAGCAGAGGAGCCCAGCACCAGCUCCAGUUCAGCAGCUUCAAGCAGCAGAGCUCCGCCUUCAGAUGAAGUACGAGCACCAAUUCCACAGAAGCAAGACAUAUUAGUGGAACCAGAACCACUGUUUGGAGUGCCAAAGCGAAGAAGACCUGCUCGAUCAAUAUUUGAUGGUUUCCGAGACUUCCAAACAGAAACAAUCCGCCAGGAACAGGAGCUGCGUAACGGUGGCACGGUGGAUAAGAAACUGAGCACCCUGGCAGACCUCUUCCGUCCUCCCAUUGAGCUCAUGCACAAAGGCAGCUUUGAGACGGCAAAAGACUGUGGGCAGCUGGAAAACAAGUGGCUAAUGAUCAACAUCCAAAAUGUACAGGACUUCGCCUGCCAGUGCCUGAACAGAGAUGUUUGGAGUAACGAUGCAGUGAAGACCAUCAUCAGAGAACACUUCAUAUUCUGGCAGGUAUAUCAUGAUAGUGAAGAGGGACAAAGAUACAUCCAGUUUUAUAAGCUGAACAAGUUUCCCUACAUUUCCAUCCUCGAUCCCCGCACAGGUCAAAAAAUGGUUGAGUGGAACCAGCUGGAUGUGGCAUCGUUCCUGGAGCAGGCGACCGGCUUCCUGGCAGAGCAUGGGCAGCUUGACGGACCAUCCUGCCACGCGCCCCCUGCCAAACGAGCUCGCUCUGAGAGUCUGAUUGAUGCCAGUGAAGACAGUCAGCUGGAGGCAGCCAUCCGAGCCUCCCUACAGGAGACCCAUUAUGAGUCCUCAAAUGUCCCCGAAGCCCCCGAUUCCCCCCGAUCAGACGACGAAUCAGAUGCAGAGCCUUUCUCUGACAGCGAGGGUCCCAUCUCUGUUGAUGGCUCAGACAGUGAAACGCCGGCACCCCACGAAGAAAAAAGUUCUAACAGCAAACACACCCCGGUCCCUUCGGCCAUUGUGGCACAACAGCGUCUACAUCCCGAUAGUUCAACUUCUUCCCAUAGAAAGUCUCCGUACAAAGAAAACAACCACAGUCACAAGAAAGAGGAGAGCAAAAAGAACCACCUGGAGCCCUCGGCUGCUGGUCCUCGUCAUCCUCAGCCUGACCCAGAUUCUGGAGGGAACCACUGUUCCUCAGCAGCAGAAAGCGCUGGACCAUCAAAGGCCAGCAGCACCAACACCUGUGAGGUGGACUGUCCUGAUGACAACGGUCCCAAAGCCAGGUUGAUGCUCCGUUACCCAGAUGGACAGAGAGAGCAAAUUUCCUUGUCUUCUAAAGCAAAACUUUUGGCCCUGGUAAGACACGUCCAGUCCAAGGGUUACCCUAACGAACGCUUCGAACUCGUCACUAACUUUCCCAGAAGGAAGCUCGCCCACUUGGACUAUGACAUCACGCUGCAGGAGGCAGGGCUUUGUCCACAGGAGACUGUAUUUGUGCAGGAGAGGAACUAGCCUUUUCCCAGACACACUCACUUUUUGCUUUUCUGUAUCUCUCUGAUAGACAUCACCCUUUCACCAAUGAUCUGGGACGAUGUUACUGGCCUUGAUCCCAUAACCUUCUGUUCUCCUGGAAUUAGGCCCCGUGUUUUUUUGCCAAGACAACUCAUAGUGGAUGGACUACUUUCCCCGCCACUCUACUAGUCUGAAAACUGACGUCUCUACUGACAGCCUAAUCCCUUUGUUUGCUCUACCAUUGGCCAGUAAGGUGUUGCAGAUGCCAGCAAUUUUUUAAUGUGAUAUAUUCUGUUCUGAUGCAGGCUUCAGUUCAUUCUGAUCGCUGAGCUACAUCAGGAAAGAAUAUAUAUGCUAUAGCUCAUAUUCAAAUAAUAAAAAAAUAAAAUAAAAAAAAAACCCAAAUAAUGGACUGCAAAUUGACAAUAAGGCACCAGGGACUUGUACAAAAAGACUUUUAUCUCCCAGAAAGGACGUUAAAUAUCAGAGUUUAUUUUCUAGCUCUUCUUGUUAUUUUCUGUACCUGGGGACAGGUAAAGGGAGGCUCAUUCUUGUUUAUUUUGACCCAGAUUUGGUCUCUCAUUCGGUGAUUGUUUGAACAAUUGUAACUAUUUGGAAAGCAGGGGCACUAAGAGAAAAAAUCUGCAAAUUACAAUUCAAGAAAAUGUGUCAUAUCAGUGACACACUUGUGUAGAUCUGAGAGGAUUUGGGUUGAUCUACACAUUUUUAUUCAAGUUUCUAUUAGAGACUAGGAGAUUGUUUUUGGAUUUCAACUUUUGAUACAGAAGGGAAUGUAUGAAGGGUGGUGCAUCUCAUCAGUCGGACCUACACUGUACAGAGAUGGCUUAGAGAGACUGAUAUUUAGCUGUAGUCAUUGUUUCUUUUCUUUUUUUUAUAUGCUGCCAAGAAAAUAUGCUGAUGUUGAAAUAUAACCACCAAAACCAAGGGGGAUUCUGCUUGGUCUUUUGUUAUUUUAUUUUAUAAAUUAGCUAUUAAAGACAUUAAUGUUGUAGUUAAAAACCCAAACUGAUAUUAAAAUAAAUAUUUGAAAGUCUCAUGUAAUAGGAGCAGCACCCCAGAAUCAACUGCAACAAAUUAUAGUGCAGAAGUUCUUUGUACUGUGGAUGGAAACAAAAGGAACACACCACAUUUAAAGAAAAAGAUCAUUCUGAAUUUUUUCUGAAAAUGUUGUGGCAGUAAGGCUGAUUCGGAUUCUUAAUUUCAUGCUUUUAGGAUAUUCUUACUCAAGCUGUAAAACAUCUUUUCAUUUUCCUGCUAGGGAUGCAUUUUAGAUUGCCUGGUGUACUGGUCAUGUGUUGUACCUCAGAGACUACAUUGUCUUCUAAAUGAAACAGGACAAUGGUUGUAUAAGGAUGAGAGAUUCUAAGGACUUUAAACCAGUCCCUUAACAGGCAGGACAAUGGAGGUGGGAUCUGCACAGACAAAGUCUGAAGCACAUGGUUGUUGUUACAGCUUUUUAAUGAGAGGCAGCAAUUCACCUUUUUUCCUUUGGAGUAAGCAGGUGUCGCCAUUUCACACAGUUCUUUAUGUGGACAGUUGGUGGUGGUAAUGUGUCUUAAAACACAACAGUUCCCCAAUAAACGAGGAGAAGAAGAAGACCAUUUAUCAAUGUAACUAACAGGUUACAAAGCGGGUUUCAAAAUACUCACAUAAGCUUUGCAAAUGUUUACCGAGGUAGGAAAUGCUGUCAGUAUGUUAGACUCUACAGAUUAAGAAGUCACUUCACAAUUAACCUUACAGUUGUUGCAGUUAGUUCUGCUGAGAAGCUGCUUCCUUGUUAAAAGUGCAAGAGAUGUGCACUGCCACUUUGCUAAUAUCAGAAUAAGCUGUGAGGUAAAAUGUCCGCUUGAAUCACAUGCUAUUCAAAUACACGU